AUGCAUCUGAAAACCAUUUUCACCGUAUUUUCUGUCCUUUGCCUGACUUUGGUUGCUGGUCAAGAACGGGAUUGUAGGGAACUGGAACGCAGUUGUGAAAGAUGCGUGGAUAGGGUGAGCAAUCCAAAUGAUCGUGAGUUGCCGGUCUUCAAUAGGGAGUGCAGGGAAAGGACACGAAGGACUUGGGUCUGGAGAAAUGUAGGACGCUGUGAGCUCUCUAGACUAAACUGCUUGGGUUGGGACCGACGCAUGAACUGUGGUGAAAUUGCAGAAUUGGCUGGCAUGCGCAGGAUCAGAUCUGAUUGA
Messenger RNA from Drosophila rhopaloa, 306 nucleotides. RefSeq lists its product as uncharacterized. The record is from RefSeq and is a predicted model, not a curated record. NCBI's taxonomy places the organism in Eukaryota, Metazoa, Arthropoda, Insecta, Diptera, Drosophilidae. The transcript is spliced from 3 exons. The coding region runs from base 1 to 306 and encodes 101 amino acids.